This is a messenger RNA of Penicillium hordei, 204 nucleotides long. RefSeq lists its product as uncharacterized. NCBI's taxonomy places the organism in Eukaryota, Fungi, Ascomycota, Eurotiomycetes, Eurotiales, Aspergillaceae. The transcript has 2 exons. The record is from RefSeq and is a predicted model, not a curated record. The coding region runs from base 1 to 204 and encodes 67 amino acids.
AUGCACUAUCAAAAAUCUGAACAAAAACACCAAAACACGAAAAAGCAAAGGGAAAAAAGACAACCAGACCUGUCGUUCUCCGCUAGCACGCGGAGUUGGAACACAAAGAACCAUGAUCGACUGAUCUUCCACAACUUCAACCUUUCUUACCGCUACUUCCUUAUUUUGGGAUCUUCUGCAGUAUCGUUUUGUUUUAGUCAUUGA